AUGCCCAGUACUCAGGAAGACGAGACGCACAAGCCAAUGAGAGGAGCCCCGACUGGAUCUGGCGGAGCAGAGCUUGAUUCCGGUGAUUCUGCUGCUGGCAGUGGCAAGGAAAAAGGAGAGGGAGAGGAUGGCGCCGUGUUGGAGCUUCUGAAGUUGGAAGAGCAGCUGAAGGAUAUGAACGCGUGGCUGGGGACACUUCAGCAAGGUGGAACAGGUCAGUCCACUCGAACGAACGGAGGGGCGGCAGGGCAAGCGGAUGAGCAAGUGGAAGAGGAAGAGGAAGAUGAAGAGGAAGAGGAAGAGGAAGAGGAAGAGGAAGAGGAUAAGGAAGAAGAGGAGGACUAUGCUGUGAGAGAUGCACGGUUGUCGCUGACAAUUCAAAAGUUGGAAGAGCAGGUUAAGACUACUGCGUUGCUGCAGUGGGCACCCUGCUCCAAAGGCCAGAUUGACCAGGGUGAACCGGAUCAGCGCGAUGAGGCAAAGGGAGGGGCAGCAGAGCAAGUGGAAGAGGAAGAGGAAGAGGAAGAGGAUGGGGAAGAGGAUGGGGAAGAGGAAGAGGAAGAGGAAGAGGAUGGGGAAGAGGAAGAGGACUAUGCUGUGAAAGAAGCACGCUUAACGCUGACAAUUCAGAAGUUGAAAGAGCAGGUGAAGACUAUUAUGAUACUGCAGAGGGCACCCUGCUCUGGAGUCCAGAUUGACCAGGGUGUUCUGAGUCAGCUCGAUGAGGCAAACGGAGGGGCAGCAGAGGAAGCAAGAGUGGAGGGAAGUCGAGAGCGGAUUCAGCUGCUGUCUUUAGUAACAGAUACGGUUCACUACGUGGAUGUGACGAGUGGGUGGGAGGACCUGUGCAAGUGCUGCUUUGAGCGUGCAGUGAGCCAGCGAGCACAGCGAGCUCUUGACAUGAAGAACCUGGAGGACUUGCGUCGCCACCUGCGCGAGCUGCAGCCUCGUUCCCUCCCCGCAGCAGAUCCCAAGCAGCCGCAGCGUCAUGAAAUGUUUCCUCAGGAGCAUUUUGCGUGGACGGCAGAGAGGGCGUCUCGCCUUUGCGCGGAAGGGAUGUUUCUCGAGUGGAUGGCCGAGCCUCCAAUUGUCGCUGAGCUGGGGGCGGGCAGGCAGGUGGAGCAUGACUGCUUUGCAUCCAUUCUGGUGCAGGUGCUGGGGGUGAAGGAGCGUGUUGAUCUGCAGGAAGGGUUUGCGUUCUUCGUGCAGCACCUGUUGUCAGGCGGGCUGGAGAAGGCGCAUGCAAAGAGGAGGGGGGGAGCCGAGGGGAGGGCUGCUGAGGUGCAUGAGGGGAUGGCGUUUGGGCGAGUUGAGGAGAAGGCUGCUGAGAAGAUGCAUGGGAAGGGGAAGGGCAGAUGGGAGGCGUCACAUGGAAAAAACGAUUGGGGACACAGAGAGGGAGAGGCGGGGGGGAUCAAGAGCACUGGAAGGCUGCGGAACAGUGCGAGCAAGAUGCGCGUAGAGAAUGCAGCUAUUCUGGUGGCCCGGAAGAGGCUGCUGCAGCAACGCUUGCAGCAGACAAGAGGGAAGGAUGGAGGAGCAGGAGCAGAUCCAGGAGGGGCCCCGCCUGCUACUGCUGCUGCAAGCAUCGAUACGAAUGCUAUACCCCCGUUCGGCGCCAUUCCCAAGCCUCUGGAGGAAAGCGGAGUUCCUUUAGAGUGGGAGGAGUGGCCUGAAGGCGUCAAAGCUGCUGUGAAGUUUCCUGCCAACCGAAAUGAGAGGUGUUUUGGCCUUGGGAUAGUGGAGGAGCGUGGUGAACCAUCUGAGAAGCUGACCCUGCACCCUCCUCAGCACACACCUGAAGCAGGAGGGAGCAGCAGGCGUGCAAAGGAGGAAGGAUCUAAUGCAAAAGGCCAAGGAGGUAGCCAGGAAGCUGAAGGGAGCAGAGCGCAUGGGAUAGCUAAAGCAGGAGGGAGCAGCAGGAGUGCAAGGAGGAAAGUCUCGAAGGCAAUAGGGCAAGGAGGUUGGGAGGAAGCCAUGCAGAGCAGAGCACGUGAAAGAGGUGAAGCACUUCAAACUGCCGCCGAGCUGACAGCAACAACACUAUCGCCGCCCAGAAGGAAGCUUCCCAUCGUUCGCUGCGAGGCAGACGCUGACUUCCUGGUGGGGUUUGCCGGGUAUCUCAUGGACCCUCAUGCAUGCUCCCAGUGCCGCGCCUGCUCCCAAGAAUUCAUGUAUUAUGUGUGCAUCAUUGCUGUGAUCGCCAACUUCGCCUACCGCUCCGUCAGCCAUCUGUUCUCCCGCGUGCUCUCCGUCUUCCCGCCAUCCUCGCCUGGUUUUGGCGAGCUCAUUGAGUGCUUGGACUUCCCAGCUCGCCUGCCCAGGCCGUUGAACCUGCACAUGCUGCUGAGGCGAGCCGAGCAGGUGCCUCUGUACUUUCUGAUUCGCAUGGCAGUGUGGUUCUCUCAUCCUCUUCUAUAUCUUGCUGAGAAAGGGCAGGAAGUGCAGUCAGGCGCACAAAAAAAAGGUGCGGAGGAAGCGAGCAAAGUUGGCAGUGUGAAGGUGCACGGCUGCUGGGAUGGUGAGAUAGAGCAGGGGAAUGGAGGAGAGGUGUGGGAAGAGGUGCGAAUGUGGCAUGCUGCAGCAGCGAAUACAUGGAUGUCAAACCUGGGGGUCGCGGGGGGGAGCGAGGAGUGCAGAGCCAGCAGAGAGCGGGAGAGCCUCGACAUCAAGUGGGCUCUCGCGGCGGCGAUCGUCCCGAGAUACUGUGAGGGCUUGCAGGGGCAGCAAGGGUCUGCCAAGAUGCUGCUGGGGGAGCCGUGCUACCGCCCUGCCUCCUCUGUUGCUAUGUCCGCCCCUGCUACUGCUCGCACCCAUCCUGCUGCCUCUCCCACCCUCACUGCAAUAAGCAAGCGUGCUGCUGCUGCUGCUUCUGCUUCUUCGGAUGUCCAAGGCCAUGUGUGUGGUGCUGCGGAAUGUGAGGCGGUGGAGAGUGGCGGAGGGAAGCUGAGGAGGUGCGGUGGGUGUGGCAAGGUGGCGUAUUGCAGCAGAGAGUGCCAAAAGGCGCACUGGCCUUCCCACAAGCUCAAAUGCCCCGGCAGGACCAGCGGGAAGAAGAGUGGGAAGGAUGGGAGCAAGGACGGCUGCAUGAUGAUUGGCAAGGAGAGUGGUUGUGAGGGUUCCGCUUGCAGGCCAGCAGACCAUCGCCUGCCCCCACCUGCCAGCAGACCAUCGCCUGCCCCCACCUGCCUGCAGACCAUCGCCUGCCCCCACCUGCCAGCAGACCAUCGCCUGCCCCCACCUGCCAGCAGACCAUCGCCUGCCCCCACCCGCCUGCAGACCAUCGCCUGCCCCCACCUGCCUGCAGACCAUCGCCUGCCCCCACCUGCCUGCAGACCAUCGCCUGCCCCCACCUGCCAGCAGACCAUCGCCUGCCCCCACCUGCCAGCAGACCAUCGCCUGCCCCCACCUGCCUGCAGACCAUCGCCUGCCCCCACCUGCCUGCAGACCAUCGCCUGCCCCCACCUGCCUGCAGACCAUCGCAUGCCCCCAGCUGCCAGCAGACCAUCGCCUGCCCCCACCUGCCAGCAGACCAUCGCCUGCCCCCACCUGCCAGCAGACCAUCGCCUGCCCCCACCUGCCAGCAGACCAUCGCCUGCCCCCACCUGCCUGCAGACCAUCGCCUGCCCCCACCUGCCUGCCUGA
This is a messenger RNA of Closterium sp. NIES-65, 3645 nucleotides long. The record is from the annotation of a GenBank genome assembly. Lineage: Eukaryota; Viridiplantae; Streptophyta; Zygnematophyceae; Desmidiales; Closteriaceae.